GGCAAAUUGUGUCGCAGGUAUCCUUAUCGCUCAAAUCGACCGGGAAAUGUGCGGCGUAACCAUGACAUUGUCCGCGCGGUAGAGUUUUUUUUUUUAAUCGAUAAUGUGUCCAGCCAGAGGUGGCUGCGUUUCAACAGCCGGGCUUUCCUGAAGUGUAUCGAUAGAGCUCAGUCACAGUUAUUAGAUAAUAGUGAACAUGGCUGCGCCCACAGCACCGGGAGGAUCACACGCCUCCAACCCGUCCGGCUUCGAAGGUUUUCCGUUUGCAGUGGCCGGCCGACCAGCGGAGGACAGCCACGGUAAAGAGAAGGAGCAGACCGGGGAUGUUAAAAAGAAGCCCUGCAGGGCUUGUACGGACUUUAAAUCAUGGAUGAAGGUCCAGAAGAAGCAGGCGACAGCUGCUGCACAGGAGACUCAGGCUGCAGAUACAGAACUGCAACAAGACCCACAGUGUCCACUGGACAGGGGAGAGUUGGGGCGCAACACCUGGUCCUUCCUGCACACUAUGGCAGCGUAUUACCCCGAUCAGCCAUCUUCUACCCAGCAGCAGGAGAUGGGGCAGUUCAUCAACCUUUUCUCCAAGUUCUUCCCCUGUGAUGAGUGUGCAGAAGACCUCCGGGGCAGAUUGAAAACCAAUCAGCCGGACACAAGUAGCCGCCAUGCUCUCUCUCAGUGGUUCUGUCACAUCCAUAAUGACAUCAACGUCCGGCUGGGAAAGCCUGAGUUCGACUGCUCCCGUGUGGACGAGAGGUGGAAAGAUGGAUGGAAGGAUGGUUCCUGUGACUGAGUCUGCAAAACUGCCUUUGAGUGGAAACGCCACCAAGUGGAGCUCACGUCUCCGCUGUGGAGAAACGUUAUGUGAGAAAUUGAAGAUAUGGGUCGUCUUUUCAGGUGUGACUCUGAUUUCUCUGUCAAAGCAGUAAAUUUAGCCGUUAAAAUGUUUCCUGACUUGUAAUAAGUUGUUUUUUUCUAGACCGGUCCUAAAUAUCACAUUCUUCAAAAAUACUCAUUCUGUCAGCUGUCGCUUAGAAUAUAUUUUUGAAAUUGUCAGACAAAUAUAUAUAUUUUACACAGUGAUGAUUACAAAAUGCUUUUUCAUUGUAAUACCACAUGCAGUUUGUUUGUUUGCGUGUGUUGGUAAAACUGCUGUGUUAAUUUAUUUGCAUAAUUUAAUGCUGAAACUGGAAAUUCUGUCAUUCUAAAGAGAUCAUUUAAGUCAUUAAAUGAAGUAAAAAUCCCUUUAUUUUGUUGA
This is a messenger RNA of Chelmon rostratus (copperband butterflyfish), 1252 nucleotides long. RefSeq names its product growth factor, augmenter of liver regeneration (ERV1 homolog, S. cerevisiae) (gene gfer). Gene Ontology annotation, cellular component: mitochondrion. The coding region runs from base 197 to 787 and encodes 196 amino acids. NCBI's taxonomy places the organism in Eukaryota, Metazoa, Chordata, Actinopteri, Chaetodontiformes, Chaetodontidae. Gene Ontology annotation, biological process: liver development. Gene Ontology annotation, molecular function: flavin adenine dinucleotide binding; flavin-dependent sulfhydryl oxidase activity. The record is from RefSeq and is a predicted model, not a curated record. The transcript has 3 exons.